Messenger RNA from Symbiodinium sp. CCMP2592, 1428 nucleotides. NCBI's taxonomy places the organism in Eukaryota, Dinophyceae, Suessiales, Symbiodiniaceae. The record is from the annotation of a GenBank genome assembly.
AUGCAGACGGCCACCUACGAAUACCCGGUGGCCCUGGGGCUCGCAUACAUCCUUCUAGUCGGGUGCCUCAUCAGGGCCUUUUUCGUCUUCGUGGGCUUGCCAGCAUCGGUAGGAGUGAUGCUAAGCGGCUUUAUAUUCCAACACUUCUUCCAGAGUGACCUUUUCUUCGCCCGAGAUGAGCUGCAAGGGCUCUCGUUUUUUCUAGUGCUUCUCAUUGCCGGCUUGGAGAUUCGGUCCAAAGACUUGCAAGCACACAUCUUUGUGAUGGCAUUGCUGCCUGCAAGUUGCGAACUGAUUGGAAUUGCUGUGUAUGCUUACAAAGUGCUGGAAUACACUCCGGUCGAGGGGAUGGUGCUCGGUAGUGUCCUUGUCGCGAUGGGUGACGGGCUGGUCAUCCCCAAAAUGAAGGAGUUCUCCCAGACAUUCCCGGAUCAUCCGUUGCCGCGGCUGGUCUUUGCAUGGGCUCCCUUGGAGGCCUCGUUCGCCCUGACCGCCUUUGGGGUUCUCACAGGCCUGGCGUCGCCGGCCCACCAGGCUCCUACCCCGUUAGGGACCAUUCUUCUGGCAAACUUCCUUCGCCUGGUCGCAACCCUGGCGCUGGGCGUCCUGUUAGGAUGUGUGAGCUGCUGGUUCAUCGCCAGCCGGAAGAAGAUGCGCAUCUUGAAGCUUUUGUUCCAGGAUCCGGCUACAGAAGGUGGCAAAACGGAGGGCUUCCUUGUCCUCAUCUCUGUUGCGCUCAUUGCCUUAUCAUUGGGAAAGGGCGAGUCUGGAAGCGAAUUGGUUCCGAUGGGCUUCUGUCCAGGCUCGAGCUGUGUGGAUUCCGUUGUCGUCCUCGUCGUUGUGGUUGUGGUUCUCGCCACAGCUGUGGAUAUGAUGCAUUGUGGUGGUGUUUGUCGUUGUGGUUGCGAUUGUUGUGGUGUUGUGGUUGUUGUGGUGCUGGUGCUCUUAGUGUUUGUGGCGGUUGCUGUUGCUGUUGUUGCCGCGAUUGUUGCUGUGGUUGUAGUUGUAGUUGUUGCGGUGGUGGCGGCUGUUGCUGUCGGUAAUCUGGUGGUGACGAAAUCGAGGGGGUGUUUGACAGGGCGCAGCAGGGCCCAGGCUCGCAGUGCCCGCAGCAAGGCCGCCUGUCCGUCCAGGGCCCAACCACGACGACGUCCAUGGUGCCAGACAUCCAUGCCCGGACGAUAUCAUCGUCGCUACUCGUCAUUUAUGCUACCAGUGCAUUCUUGGGACGCAGUGUCCUUGCCCGAACGGCUAUCGUGUCCAUGUUGCCAGCUGCCGGUGCAUCCCCUGGAACAGAGCAGCCCUGCUUGUACGAUGGUAACAUCCACGCUGCCAGUGCAUCCCGUGAGGCUGCAUGCUCGCAGGAUGAUAACGUCCAUGCUACCCGAGCGUCCUUUGCGAGACAAAGCACCCACGCCCAAGCAAUGA